GUUUUCCCGAAGACCUCCACUCUCACCCAGAGACCGUCCGCAGCCGACAUCUGUGAGACCUGGUUCCGUGCAGAGCCGAGGAGGAGGUGGUGCCGGUGGAGGACGACACUGCAGCAGACAUGCCGGGCCUGCUCCACAUCACACUGAUCGCAGCUCUUCUGGCCAGCUGUGAUGCCUUCAGACUGGGUUCGUCCCAGCGCGUCACACCCCUCAGUCCCCCGGUGGCCCGUCUGCCCCAGGAUGAGAGCCAAGCCCCGCCCCUCUUCAUCCAGGAAUUGGCCAGAACCAAGCGCCACUCGGCCCGUGAGUUAGUGCGAGCCCAGCCUCAUUUGGUUCACGACAUGGGCUGGCCAGAGAUCCAUGAAAUCUCCCGGUCCCAGGCCCAGACGGACCCGGCGAACUCCUCUCAGUUAAGCCCACCAUCCUCCGCCAGCCCGGGUGUAGCCAGGACCCCGGCCGCUGUGGACGAAAACCUGGAUGUGGAAGACGAGAUGGAGCGCAUGGUUCAUCUGGCGGUUCCCCAGGAUGCCGGAAGUUACGGGGAACAGCCGGACACCACUGACCCGGAGACGGGGCUCUCCAGUGGGCCCGGAGCUGGCGACGCCUCCCAGGAGGCCUCGGGAUUUUACGGAACGGACGCGGAGGACAGAGACAGAGGAGACGAGGGAGGAGAGGACCGGGAGAGAAGAGGAGGAGAGGACGAGUGGGAGAGAGACAGAGGGGAGGACAGAGAGGGGAGAGGGGGAGAUCCCAGAGGAGAGGAUGAAGAGAUGGAGGGAGGGACCGAUGAUCAGGACGCUUUAGAGGCCAACCGCACAACGCCGGAUCUGGAUGCUCUGAUUGGCUACAGUCCAUCUUUCCACCCCUCUAGCUCCAAGCAGCCCCGCAUCUCCUCCCCAGCCGAGUCGCAUGAUUCUAGGCCACAGGAGCAUCGUGCGUCCCGGGUCCUGGAGGUGGGUCCUUUAGAAAGAGAGCUGUGGGAGGCCGAGGCGGAGGAAGACGUUCAGUCCAGUGGCUACGGAGUCCUUCACUCCUCCUUCGCUACGACUAGUGCUCCAUCUACUGCUACUGCUGCGUUUACUUCUACUUCUACGUCUGCCUCUCCUGCUGCUGCUGGUGGAGACGCUGUAGGUACUGCCACCCCUGAGACUGACACCGGCACAGACUUCGGGCUCCUGGGAGGUUAUACCAAAGAUGAGACGGUGGAUGAGGAGACCGAGAGUGAGGAGGAAGAGGAAGAAGCAGGUCUGACACACACAGGUGGGUUUAGCCAGAAUCCCACUGUACCAGAGGUCGGCCUGGCUCCCAGCAGGGAGCCUCUGCAGCCCAGCAUGGAGGAACACGAGGAGCUGGAACAGGGAGAACACGAGUUCAAAGGAGUUAAACAGAAAGACAGAGGUGCAGAGUUGGAGGAGCAGAAAUGGAAAACGAUUGGGAGAGGCGGAACAAGAAUCAGACACAUCGUCCCGCUCACCACGGGUCCCUCCUCGACCAUCGGCUUCGCCGACCCGUCCUGGGAUUGGCUGGAAAGGACCACGCCCCUGCAGGCCCAGAGGUCAGAGAGCAGGGGCGGCGGGGUCACGGAGGUCCUCUUACCGUACAGCCAUUUUGAUGAGCUGGAGGAGGCACAGCAGGUAGUGUGCGUAGACUGGAUUGAGCUGGCUGGACGUGGGUAUGUCAUCCUCAACAUGACGCAAAACAUGAACUGUGAGGAGUUCCGUGUAGACCAGGGCGUACGGUUGUUGAAGAUCAUGGAGCGAGUGUUUGCUCGCAGGAUGAACAGCCCCGAGGGAUCAUGGGUACUCUACCUCAGCAAGCCUACACACCAGCAACACCAGCUGCUGAUGAAUGUGGCAUCUGAACACGGUACACACGCACAAACUUAAAAGUACUGUAUGUACGGGUGUUUGCUUCCUCAGGUGGGCAUCCAGAACUACAGCGCAGCCAGUAGCUGUCACUCUCGGCCCAGUCAGACACGCAGCGACUACGGCAAGCUGUUUGUGGUUCUGGUGAUCAUCGGCUCCGUCUGCAUGGUCAUCAUCACAUCUGGAUUUAUAUACAUCUGCUGGCAAAGACGACUGCCUGCAACCAAGACCACGUUUCAUGCUGAGGAGCUUCACUUUGUGGAGAAUGGUUGCCAUGACAACCCCAUGCUGGACGUGACCAAUGACAGCCAGCCUGAGAUGCAGGAGAAGAAGCCGAGUACCAAUGGACUCGCAGGGGGAAGAGAAGGAGGCAGGGAGGACAGCAGUCGCUGGCAGGUUUUUGUCAAUCAAGCAGCGACUGAGGAGGAGGAAGAGGAGCAGGACACACAUCUCUGAUGGAUGAAGAGGAAGAGGAGACAGGUUAUGAUGGAUGAGCAUCUUUGAUAGAUGAUAAGUGGAGCCGAGAGGGAAGAAGAAGAAGAAGAUGAUGAUGAUGACAGCAGAAAAAACAGGAUGUCUUCGAUGGAGAGAAGAUAACAAAGAAGGGAGAGGAGGAAGAGAAAGGAAUGAGAAAAGAGAAAACGUAGUUGAUGGCGAGGUUUAAAGCCCGAGUGAUAGAUGUGUUGUCCAGUCAGAGUCAAGCUAUGAUUGAGGAGCAUAGCAGGAGGAGUCACUGAUAUCAUCAUGGAGAUUAGACACUGAGGUACACGUCACAUACAUGAAUUCAUUUCUAAGAUGUCAACCUUUUGAAAUGGUCAUCAGAGUUGGACUUAACAUGCCGACCUGAUGUUAGAUAACGUCACUAUUACAUGAAAAACACCUGUUCAGUGUGCCUUAUUCUUUUAGCUUUUAGCAAUGUGGCUGCACGAGACAAUUUAAACAUAAGACUAGAGACAAAUCAUAUCAUAAAGCACCUUUUUCCGACGUAAAUGCUUGAAUGUAAAGGAGCGAAGUCACGUGAAGCCUAUUCCUUUGUCAAAAUGGUCCUUGACUGGUAGCAGGAACCUAAAAUAAUUUGAAACAUUUCCCCAGGCUGGAGGCAGGUAUAAUACCCAAGAAGACAGUGUUUACUUUGAUUACGCUGAUGCUUUCUUUAGAUUUUUAAAACACUAAAUGACGGUGGUGGACAGUAACUGAGUCCAUUUUUCAAGGACUGCACUUAAGUACAAUUUUGAGGUACUUGA
Molecule: messenger RNA, 3109 nt
Organism: Xiphias gladius (swordfish)
Lineage: Eukaryota; Metazoa; Chordata; Actinopteri; Istiophoriformes; Xiphiidae
Gene: podxl2
Product: podocalyxin-like 2
Exons: 12
Source: RefSeq, a predicted model, not a curated record